GUGAGCUGAUCAGAGAGAAAGCAUUCUGCCAGCCCAGCGCCUGCAAAUCGCAAUCACUUCCUAACCUCCCCCUUUUUAACAUAUUUGAUCACUUUGAUUCUCUGUUCUUCUUCUCCUUAUUUUUACGCGCAUGAAGGAGGUUCUAUAGGUUGUGAUCUUUUUGUUUUAUUAUCAGUCUUGCUUGCCGGAGAGUUGACUUCAUAUUUGACUCAAGCACAGGCUUCAGCUGCGCGCUGCUGCUAGCGCAACCUCAAUUGAAGAAAAGGAAGAAGCAGCAAUAUUUUUGCCAGUUGUUGGUUUUCUUCAAGACUCGCACUGGAACUUAGUGUUGCUCGCUCCCUGCAUACGCCAGCUGUGCGAUUUUGUGCUUCGCCUCACCGCGUUUCUCGAAGUCUCUGGUCUGUUUCUUAAAUAUCGCAUUUUGUCAGCGCAAUUAUUUUCCCUUUUCCUUCAUGGGUUUCCUGGAUGGAUGAGUGCAAGCGCCCCUGGACUUGGCCUCCAAGAGCAAGGCUGCGAUUCGGCUCGUCUUCGCAUCAGUUUUGACCAUAUGUUCGACAACGUUCCGAAAACAAAGAAAUAGGCUGCACUGUCAUUUUUGCGCAAGUUUCUACGGACAAUUCGACUUCACAUUACCGACGGUGAAUUAUUUAUUUUCGCCCAUACCGAAAAAUAUCGUGAGACAUUCUACAGAGACGCAUCAUCACGAAACCAAAAACGGAAGACAAAAAGUUUUUUAACGUUGACUGAUAGAUAUGGCAAUGGUAGUGUGGAGAGGCUCCCAGGACGAUGUGGCAGAGACCCAGGGCACUCUCUCCUCGCAAGCCCAAGGAGGACUAUCUCUUCCGACCCCUCAACCAGGCCAGCUGAAUCUAACGGCCUCUCAGGUUGCCCCUCCGACCCCUCACACACCCGUUCAAGGACCUCCGAAUAACACGGCGCAGUCUACGCCGACGAACCAGACGACGCAAAGUCAGUCGGAGAAGCAACCACAGCAUAUAGAAUGCGUGGUUUGCGGGGACAAAUCGAGCGGUAAACACUAUGGUCAGUUCACUUGCGAGGGGUGCAAAAGCUUCUUUAAACGGAGCGUACGGAGGAACCUCACUUACACUUGCCGUGCCAACAGGAAUUGUCCCAUUGACCAGCACCAUCGCAAUCAGUGUCAGUACUGCCGCCUCAAAAAAUGCCUGAAAGUUGGCAUGAGACGGGAAGUUUCUCUUUUUACCGCAGCUGUGCAAAGGGGACGGAUGCCACCCACACAGCCUCACCAUGGUCAGUUCGCCUUGACAAAUGGGGACCCUCUGCACUGCCAUUCCUACUUAUCCGGAUAUAUCUCUCUUCUGCUGCGAGCGGAGCCCUACCCAACGUCCCGGUAUGGUAGUCAGUGCAUGCAACCCAACAACAUCAUGGGCAUCGAGAACAUUUGUGAACUGGCGGCCAGGAUGCUCUUCAGCGCGGUAGAGUGGGCCAGGAAUAUCCCCUUCUUCCCAGACCUUCAGAUUACAGACCAGGUUGCCCUCCUGAGGUUGACCUGGAGUGAGUUGUUUGUGCUCAAUGCCGCGCAGUGCUCCAUGCCGCUCCAUGUGGCUCCACUUCUGGCGGCGGCUGGCCUUCACGCCUCCCCUAUGUCUGCGGACAGAGUGGUGGCCUUUAUGGACCACAUUAGGAUCUUCCAAGAACAAGUGGAAAAGCUUAAAGCUUUACACGUUGACUCUGCUGAAUACAGCUGCUUAAAGGCCAUCGUGCUAUUCACUACAGAUGCGUGCGGCCUGUCAGAUGUGGCACAUAUAGAAAGUUUGCAAGAGAAGUCUCAGUGUGCCCUGGAGGAGUAUGUUCGGAGCCAGUACCCCAACCAGCCAACUCGAUUUGGGAAGUUACUACUUCGCUUGCCUUCACUGCGCACAGUCUCUUCAUCGGUCAUAGAGCAAUUAUUUUUCGUCCGAUUGGUAGGUAAAACCCCCAUUGAAACCCUCAUCAGGGAUAUGUUGCUUUCGGGGAGCAGUUUUAACUGGCCUUACAUGUCCAUUCAGUAAGCAGAAGGAACGAUCAAAGGGGCUGAGACUACACUAGUUAGCGCUUCUUUUGUAGAAGAAAACGGCUGUUACACGAGUUUACUCUCACGAAGAAAGACAUUUUCAUAGAUGACUGUGAAUUUUAGAAAUGAGACAUUCUGCGAACUUUAAAAAAUCCAGACAAAAGCUCCAGUGUCAUUCUGAACAACUUGUUCCUAUCCUUUUUUGUACAAAAAUGAAAAAAGGAAAAAAAAAAGAGAAGAAAAGAAUAAAAGGAAACACAAAUGAGUUGGAUUUUGAUAAUCCUUUGGGGAAAGCGCAGCUCGAAAGUGCAUUUAAAACAUGAAUUUGGAAAAAAAAACUUAGGGGAAAGAAAAGGUUUUUUUCUUUUCCAAACAACUAUAUUGUCCUGUGUCCAUGUAUCUAUAGCUGUUUUGUACUUUUCUUUUGUUUCUUCUUUAUGGUUCCAAACCGGCCUAUGUGAUUCUGUAGUAUGCAGUUGUUUUUUUCUCUAAUUCAUGACUUCCUAUGAAACAGUUAAGUAAUGUAAAAACGUUCUUCAAGAAUUAAAACGUAAUCCACAGCAAUAUAGGAGAAAAGGUUAUGCUUAAUGCUGCAAGCGCACUUACGCAUUUGAUGGUCCACAAUGAAGACUGGCAGGGUAAUUUUAAUUGGGAUUCAGGUUAACUUUCUGACUCACCUAAAUGAAUAUGUUCUCUUUCUAAAUGAGACAAUUGUCUCAAUAACGCAGGGUGUACCUGUUCAUAUCAUUGUCGUGGUUCCUUGGACACCCGAAACACAUACCGCCUGAAACUUUAAUGAGACCUGAAUUUUUACAGCAGUCGUCCUACAGUUUUACACUGCGUUCAGAUGGAUAAGCCCCUCGGUCGAUCCAAAAGUAUUAAUCUACCUUGGUGACCAAUCAGAAUAGAACAAAUUAUUCUACCAACUCUCGAUCCAUCAAGGCAUUAGGUUGGUAGCAGCACUGAUGCAAAAAAGUGGCUUUACAAGUUGAUGUCAGAUUACACCUGUUAAUAUUAUCUGACAUCUUUAAGACAUGUAGAACCGAUAUGAUAAGACAUCAUCGGUGAAAACAAAUGCUUAUUUAGGAUUUAGUGAAAGAGGACGAAAGGUCAAUGGUCAUCACUUCUUACAUUUUGAGUCUGGAAUAUUUUGAAGAACAGUAUUAUUACGACAUCCCUGAAUAUGUCCCCCUCUACACUUCAAGCAUUAAAGUGCCUGUCAAGCGCAAAAACGACUAAUUUGUCAUUGAAAUAUAUUUAGGUAGAGGCAACAUCGGGAACACGGUUAGGGUGGUAAAGUCAGUCUUAAGAUUGUGUAUUUCACUUGAAACACAACAAUUAGAAGCAGUAUUGUUGUAAAUAUAGGUCAAUUCAUUUCAGUUUUCUUUAUACAAAGUAUAUGUGAUUAAGAAAAAAAAAACUGUGGUUGCCAUUUUUUUUCGGUAAUACAAAUGUCUUCAAAUUGAGUGGCAGAAUUAGCUAGUAGCACUGAAAGUUCUGUUUGUAAUGUAUAUACAUAUUACGACAAAAUGUUUUUUUUUCUUUUUUUUCAUGUAUUUAGACUGUGAAUGCAUGGCCACAGGUCGCUAACCUAUUUUACCUUUGAUAUAUAUAAAUGUAAAUGUUUUUGACUGUAUAGAUAUAAUCUGUGCAUUCAGUACAUUAGCCCUUGUAUUUAAAAGAAGAAACAAAAUCGUUCAAUAAUAGGCUAAGACUUAACAGGGUGAGCUGGUUUGGAGAGGGGUAGCUAUUUUGAUUUAGUGUUCUGCUCCUUUUUGGUCUGUAACAGAUGCCUUGUGUGUGUGUGUGUGUGUGUGUGUGUGUGUGCGCGUGUGCGUGUGUGUGCGCGCGUGUGUGCGUGUACGCGUGCAUGUGUGCGUGUAUGUGUGUGUAAGCUUGCAAUUUCGUACUUGUUUUGAGGCUUUUCUUCAACACACAAGACACCAUGUUGUGGUUGGAUAAAAAGGGAUCAUAUUGUGUAGUUGAUUGAACAGUUAUCCUGGGCUGUUCUCAUGCCACAUAUGGACCAGAGAAUGAUACAUGAUUGUAAUUAUGAACAGUUUAAACUGACCCACGUUUUUAUAAAAAUAUAUAAAAUAUAUUACUGCAGGGUAUUGAUAACGUAUAGAUACUUUUUUUAUUAUUAUUAUGAUUAUUAAUUGCAAGUGAUAUACGUGAGUGUGUGUGGAAGUUUAUAGUUGAAAACAAUUCUUGUUUGUUUGUGUUAGCUUAUUGUAAACAAGCAUUCUGCUGUACAUUUGUUCUUGGUAUUAAAUUAUAAUUUAUGAAUUUGAAAUCAAAAA
Molecule: messenger RNA, 4335 nt
Organism: Alosa alosa (allis shad)
Lineage: Eukaryota; Metazoa; Chordata; Actinopteri; Clupeiformes; Clupeidae
Gene: nr2f2
Product: nuclear receptor subfamily 2, group F, member 2
Exons: 3
Coding region: 753-2030 (425 amino acids)
Biological process (GO): anatomical structure development; cell differentiation; negative regulation of transcription by RNA polymerase II
Molecular function (GO): zinc ion binding; RNA polymerase II cis-regulatory region sequence-specific DNA binding; retinoic acid binding
Source: RefSeq, a predicted model, not a curated record